Messenger RNA from Chara braunii, 1475 nucleotides. The record is from the annotation of a GenBank genome assembly. Lineage: Eukaryota; Viridiplantae; Streptophyta; Charophyceae; Charales; Characeae.
CUUAUUCCUCAACAACAUCGAAGAAGGUGACAGAGGAUGGGUUUGGAAGGAGGGUGGAGGAGCACGAAGCAAUGGGGAGCAUCUCAAGUGAUGAAGGUUGCAACGCCUCGGGGUCAUCCGAUGGAGAGGGUGUCACCGGGGAGGGGGGAGGCGAACGGAUUGUCGAUGCCAAAUGGGCCGUCGGUGGAACGGGGGAUGUCACCGGCAGGUUGGCCGGCAGACGAGUUGUCGAUGUCGGGACGAGGUCCUGGGGACUAUAUUCAGGACGAGGAGGGACCCGCGCCUGCGGAAGGGGGUGACGCGGAGGUUGCGGGUGGAGGGGCCGAGGAUUGGCGUGUGAACUGUCCAGCAUUGGGGCAGUUAGUUUGUUGGUGUCCUAACUGGGCGACAACGAAAACAUCCACCCUUUGCCUGAAGGUCGAGUUGGAGGGUACGAGUGAGGAGGUCGGCGAGGGUCAUGGGGGGCUCGUGGACAAGGGCGGCCGCCAGGUCUGUGCGGCAAACGCGCUUAACGCGCGAGAUGAAAGCAAAAUCGUUGACGACGUCAAAGGGGAUUUGUUGACGAAGCGAGCGGACGUACUGUACAAAAUGGUCGGUUGGUCCGGUUUGUUGGAGCCGACAGAAUUGGUCGUUAUAGUUGUCGACCGUUUUCUAUGGGCGGAAGGUGGAGGUGAUGAGGGUGGCCCACUCAAGGAAGGUGUGAGGUCGGAGACCGGCGUAAUGGCGAUUAGACAUUUCGGUGUACCACCAACGAGCAGCGUUGUCCAUAAGUUGGCCGCCAGCGAUGGGGAGCCAGUGGAUGACGGGGAUGCCGUGGAGAGAGAAGGCUUGUUGGAGUUCGGUGACAAAGAGGAGGACAUCCUCAUGGGGUUGGCCCGAGAAGGGGUUGUCGUCUUGGGCAAGGGGGGAGGUGGAGCGACCAUGGUGGAGGUAGUGGUGGAUGAGGGUGGGGGUGUACAAGUGGACGGUGUUGGUGUGGAGGUUGAAGCGAAGGCUUGUCCGAAGGAGGGGGUGGGUUGGGGUGUGGUGCAGAGGGGUGAGGUCGUGGUGACGACCGUGAUGGCAGGAGAGUUUCCCUCGAGCGUGGUGACACGAUCGGAGAUGGCGGCCAUGGUGCUGUUGAUCGUGGCGAGGGAGGAUUUGAGGGCGGUCAACGUUUGGAGGAUAGUUGCGAGUUCGCGGGCAGUGUUGUUGACGGAGUCGGAACGAAGAUCCGACAUGUUGAUGGAAGAUUGGGCCAUGGUGGGGGAAGAGGGGGUGGAUGACGUGGCCGGAGCGGAAGUGGAGGCGGUAGCAGCGGAUGUGGUAGCGGCAGCGGUGGCGGUGGCAACGGCGUCUGCAGCGGCAGCGGCGUCAGCGGCGGUGCGUUCGGAGGUCUUGGUUGGCGUGGUGGCAUGUGGAGAUGGGGGGGACAAUUUCUAUUUACAAGAACAGAGCGUCAUCAAGUGAUUUAGCAAUGAAGGUAGCAGAGAAUC